This is a messenger RNA of Daphnia magna, 812 nucleotides long. RefSeq lists its product as uncharacterized. The record is from RefSeq and is a predicted model, not a curated record. The coding region runs from base 152 to 619 and encodes 155 amino acids. Gene Ontology annotation, molecular function: hormone activity. Lineage: Eukaryota; Metazoa; Arthropoda; Branchiopoda; Diplostraca; Daphniidae. Gene Ontology annotation, cellular component: extracellular region. The transcript has 4 exons.
CGGGAUAUGUUACAAAUAAAAAUAGGGUUGACUGAUAAUUUUGUUUUCAAUUCGUUCCAAUCACUCUGAGCUGUUCCAUCUUUCCUUGAAAUUUUUUCAAAGUUAACUUGUCUUUCAUUCAACGACAGUCGAUUACGAAUUUCUCGUGAAAAUGAUAACCAUUUCGUUUGAAACGAUAGCGAGGUGUUGGAUCCUACUUUUUCUUGUGUUGGCUUCUGCCGGUUUAACGUUAGCCCGUCCACAUCACGAAACGCAGCCGAUGUUGAUGAGCUUCUGCGGACGUGAACUGGUGCGAGUCAUAGACGAAUCCUGUUCGACUUUUAAGAAUCCUUCUUAUCUCGAUCUGGUAGCUCUCAAUCAGUCUUCUUCACAUGCAGACUCUACACCAGCAGACACAAGCGAAAGCCAAUUGACACAACGGACAGAAUUGGAUAAUAGGAAACGGGAUUCUCUGUUGCGUCAGUGCUGCGUGAUUGGCUGUAUAGAGGAGGACUUGAUUACCUUCUGUCACGCCGACAGGAAUCAAAUUUUGGAAGCGGCGCUCCAGCUCCAGCAUGAAGACAUGGACAUGGAUAGGCUUUAUGAAUUUUUACCGCGAAUCGGAGCUGUCCAUGAAUAAAUUUUGAAUAAUAAUUAAAAAUAAUAAUCCAUUAGGUUUGUUUUUCGUUAUGACUGAGCCGUUGAAACCUCAUCGAAAUGUGUCCUUUUGUUGUUGUUUUUUAAGACGAGUGUUCGCUUCGAACCUAGCAUUAAAAUGCAAGUUAUAGCAUAAUUAACUUUUGAUGCAUGUAUUAAUAAACGAAUCGAACUUA